Molecule: messenger RNA, 1436 nt
Organism: Manihot esculenta (cassava)
Lineage: Eukaryota; Viridiplantae; Streptophyta; Magnoliopsida; Malpighiales; Euphorbiaceae
Exons: 2
Coding region: 53-1276 (407 amino acids)
Source: RefSeq, a predicted model, not a curated record
UUCAUCUUCUUCUCUGUGGCUGAAACACAAAACAAAUAAUAGUAAGGCCAAAAUGGUUCAACUAAGAUCAUACAUUUUAGUGGCUCUCUUUAUCGUGCUGAUUGCAGCUGAAGCCACGAUCGUUAAAGGUGAUGCAAAUGGAAAUGGGAAUGGCAACAAAGGCAAUAACAAUGGCAAUGGCAACGAAGGUGAUGACAAUGGAAAUAGAAACAAAGGCAAUAACAAUGGAAAUGACAACAAAGGAAAUGGCAAUGGCAAUGAUAAUGAAGGUAACAAUAAUGGGAACGAUAACAAAGGCAACAACAAUGGCAACGACAAUAAGGGUGAUGGCAAUGGAAAUAAAAAUGGUGGCAAAGAAAAAAAUGAUGAUUUUGAUGAAAUGGAACCUCUGCCAUCUGGACAAGAAAGAGCUUCUUGCAAGGCAAAGGGAGGUUGUAACAUGAAGACACUUGUGUGUCCAGCUCAGUGCCCUGAGAAGAAACCGAAGAAUAACAAGAGGAAGAAGGGAUGCCAUGUUGACUGCAGCAGCAAGUGUGAGGUCACUUGCAAAUGGAGAAAACCUAACUGCAAUGGAUAUGGCUCUCUCUGCUAUGAUCCUCGAUUCGUCGGUGGUGAUGGAGUGAUGUUCUACUUCCAUGGAGCAAAGGGAGGAAACUUUGCAAUAGUCUCAGACGACAACCUUCAAAUCAAUGCUCAUUUCAUUGGAACUAGACCUCAAGGAAGGACUAGAGACUUCACUUGGGUGCAGGCACUCUCUGUCAUGUUUGAUACCCACAAUCUCGUAAUUGCUGCAAAGAAAGUUUCACAAUGGAACACUAAUAUUGAUGCCCUGAUUGUGAAGUGGGAUGGCGAAGCAAUCAACAUCCCUAACGAUGGAGAAGCUGAGUGGAGAACCAACGAAGAAGAAAGAGAGGUUAUAGUGGAAAGAACUGAUAGUUUCAACAGUUUAAGAGUAAGAGUUGCUGGUCUUGUAGAAAUGGACAUCAAAGUCAGGCCAAUUGGGAAGAAAGAAAAUCAAGUUCACAAAUAUCAGCUGCCUGAUGAUGAUGCCUUUGCUCAUUUGGAGACACAGUUCAAGUUCAAGAAAUUAUCAGAUCUUGUUGAAGGAGUUCUGGGUAAGACUUACAGGCCAGAUUAUGUGAGUCAAGUGAAGAUUGGGGUGCCAAUGCCAAUGAUGGGGGGUGAAGACAAGUAUGAAACUCCAUCUCUCUCGUCACCUAUUUGCACGGCUUGCAGGUUUAAGGGUCAAUCAGCUUCAGGGAUUGCCACAAUCUAAUUAAUAAUGAAUUUUUAACUAAUAUAUUUCCAUGCUUGAACUUAAAAUCAAGAAAAAUAAAUAAUUAAAUAAAACAAUAUCAUAUCAUUCUUUGUAUUUUAAAAACCAAUCAAGCAUGUAAAUUAUGCUUGUAUGGAAAUAUACUUUGUUCUCUUUUUUU